Rotaria sp. Silwood1 is the source of this 207-nucleotide messenger RNA. NCBI's taxonomy places the organism in Eukaryota, Metazoa, Rotifera, Eurotatoria, Philodinida, Philodinidae. The record is from the annotation of a GenBank genome assembly.
AUGACUGAACCAAUUCAACAACUUCGAAUUAUUGCACAACCUAAGGCAUUCUAUCGCGAAAGAUAUGGAAGUGAAAUAGAUCAAACUGAAAAUAUAGCUAAACGUUACAUUCGUGCUGAUGAUAAUAAUCAGUUAAAUCUCUCAUAUCCAACUAUAGAGUUCGAAAAAAAUGAUGACCAAUCAGAAGAAAUUUUGUCAAAUGCAUAA